AUGAGUGUGGUGUUUCCAUUGCUUUCACCUCCAUUACUUUCUGAAAAACACGGAGAUACAAUCAUAUCCUGUCAGGGAAUCUUCAACCCUGCAGCUGUCCUCAACAUAACAGCUAGGAUCAAAAACUACAUGAUGGGGAGGGAGGUCUGGUCCCAGCCUCAUACCGUAUUUCUUUAUGAUGCAGUCAAACCCUUUCAGCCUGUAUUAACUGUACUUGGCUCCACUGAGGACUCUAUUGUUGUGUCUUGGAGAAGCAAUGUUGGUGACGGCAGUUGUCGGCUUCGCUACAGAGACAACAACACUCACACAUGGACCCAGGCACCAGAUUACGUCCCUGCACAUCAAUAUCAGACACUGACCUACACGAUCACAGACCUCCUGACGUUUACGGUCUACAGAGCUGCUGUUGCCUGCAGAGAGGACUCCGGCAUCUGGACCGACUGGAGUUCUGACGUCAGCACGAGGACGCUGGACAGAGUGCCCUCCAGGCCUCCAGAGGUGUGUUACAGAGAGGAGACAACAGACUCUGGUGGAUCUUUUCUCCUUCAUCUCAUGUGGAAGGACCUUGACCUCCGUGAUGCCGGAGGUCGUAUCCUUGGAUACCAGGUGAGCUACAAGCCAGUGAAGAAGCAGCAGCUCCAGGACAGAAUAAUUCAAAAUGUCACAGACGUGACGGCGCUCCUGGUGGUGGAAGAGGGGAACUGCAGUGUCACAGUUACUGCCUUCAAUACGGCCGGCUGUGGACCUGCUGCACAUCUCCGCAUUGACACACAAACACAGAACACUCUCCCGUCAGUCAGAAGCUUAUGGGUGUCCAGUUCUUUCCCGGCUAUGAAGGGCCUACUGGUCCAAUGGGAGAGCCCCACAGCCUCGCCCUCUGUCCCGCCUGUCAGUCAUUUUGCUGUUCAGGGGCGCGCCGAGACUCGUCCAUCCACCAGCCGCUGGACCACAGUGGACUACAACACCACCUCCACUGUCAUACGAGAUGUUGACCCUGAUGAGUCCUACCUGAUCAGUGUGUUCCCCAUCUACCCCCAUCAGCAGUGUGGAUCUCCUCAGUUGCUGCCUGCCAAUCUGCAGCAAGGAGCACUGAUGGAGCCGGUCCAACUGAAGGUGGGGGUCGUGACCAAAACCACAGUGACAGUGGUGUGGGUGUGGCAAAGGAAGGCUGGACCAAUCAGAGUGAACAGAUACAGAGUCAUGCUGACAAAAGAAUCGGAGAGCAAAACACUGUCUUUGUGGCCGGACCAAUGGCAGCUCACCUUCAACAACCUGAAACCCAACACUGAGUAUUCUCUUCUCCUGUUGGCUGAUGAUGUUUCAAGAAACAUCAUCCCUGUGAGGACAGACUUUGAUGAGAUGCCAGCGGUGGCUACAGCGACUCCUCUGCUGCUGCUGGCUGUCACUGUGCUCAUCAUCUCCAUCCUGUCCAGGACUGUAAAACUGCAGUGAUAAACCUCCUGGAUAUUGAGGACUUCCAGGUGACGGACGUACUCGGAGAGAAGAGUCUCAUCACGGUCUGUCUGAACUCCCAGCCCUCCUCAGAAGAGGACCUACAUGAAGACACCUCUCUGCUGUUGAUCAGCCGCCUCAUCAUCAAACCGUCAGCCCUAGAACUGGACCCAGAGUAUAUUUCUGAUGCUUCAGUGAUCACAGAGCACCCACUGGUUUCUCUCCAGUCCUACCAUGCUGACACAGUGAGCUGCCGACAUCCUGACACAGUUUUCCCAUCUGAGGAGAGCAGUGAGGCCGACGCUGCUAUGCUGCAUCAGACACGUGAAGCCAACAGCUGCUUUCCUCAGAAAGACGAAGAGAGUGACUUUUCUGAGAGGUACAUCAGAAGGAGAAGGAAACUGCACUGAAAUGUCAUUUUCGUGAAUUAAUGCCAAACAGUCACUGUGCUUAUCAGACAACCUUUGAAGCAGAGUAUGUUUCUUCUUUUCUGGGUAAAACGGAUGUGUAAACAGUGAGUGGACACUGGUCUUAUCUGAUCUGUGAGACUGAUUAUGGACAGCGUACUUCAGUGCAACAUGCCAGGUUAAACACAGGUGGAAAAGUAAGAGUAAAUGGUUACAGACAUGCUGGU
Messenger RNA from Perca fluviatilis (European perch), 2086 nucleotides. RefSeq names its product interleukin-6 receptor subunit beta-like. NCBI's taxonomy places the organism in Eukaryota, Metazoa, Chordata, Actinopteri, Perciformes, Percidae. Gene Ontology annotation, molecular function: protein binding. Bases 1 to 1452 code for a protein of 483 amino acids. The transcript is spliced from 12 exons. The record is from RefSeq and is a predicted model, not a curated record.